Beauveria bassiana ARSEF 2860 is the source of this 621-nucleotide messenger RNA. RefSeq lists its product as uncharacterized. NCBI's taxonomy places the organism in Eukaryota, Fungi, Ascomycota, Sordariomycetes, Hypocreales, Cordycipitaceae. The record is from RefSeq and is a predicted model, not a curated record. The transcript is spliced from 4 exons. The coding region runs from base 1 to 621 and encodes 206 amino acids.
AUGUCGGCAGCCCAAGUCGACGACGACGAGGCGCAGACGAGGCGCUCCUGCGUGCCCCUCACGUCACUGUACCAGCCCGUCCACGUCGGCCAGAUCGGAGCCGGAUACGCGGGCACAUCCACCUUUUUCCGAUGGCCCAUUCUCGGCGCGCUGCUCUUUGACAAUGAGAGCAGCGACGCGCGCGACCAUUGUGCCAACGAGCGCACAUUCCUCUCUUAUUUGCGGCUGUCGGUGCUCAUGGCCAUCGUGUCCAUGGCCAUGACUCUGUCGUUUCACCUCAAGCACCAGCCCAGCAAGCUCGAGAGGCAAAUCGCCAAACCGCUAGGCGCCAUCUUUUGGGUGCUGGCGGUGCUCACCUUGGCCGUGGGCAUCGCAAACUAUAUACGUACGUCGGAAACCCGUCCCAUGCAACAACAGGAUGCCGUCUACCGACCCGUGAAGCUGAACCGGCGUGGCAACCAAAUAGGAACCGUCAACCUGUAUAGCAAGCGGGCCGCCAUUGUGCAGUCUGGAUGGCGAACGCAGACAGUUCUCGGUUUUCUGUCUGCUUGCAUCUUUGGCACCUGCCUGGUGCUACUCGUCACCAACACCAUGAGGGCAUCGGCCAAGGUACUAGAGUGA